Engraulis encrasicolus (European anchovy) is the source of this 2526-nucleotide messenger RNA. Its product is annotated as NAD-dependent protein deacylase sirtuin-5, mitochondrial-like. Lineage: Eukaryota; Metazoa; Chordata; Actinopteri; Clupeiformes; Engraulidae. The transcript has 9 exons. The coding region runs from base 347 to 1240 and encodes 297 amino acids. Gene Ontology annotation, cellular component: nucleus. Gene Ontology annotation, molecular function: NAD+ binding; histone deacetylase activity, NAD-dependent; protein-succinyllysine desuccinylase activity. The record is from RefSeq and is a predicted model, not a curated record.
AAAUGUCUGUAUGCACCUUGUGGAAAGCCAGGUGAUGUUGAUAGCACGUGGUAACUCCUUUCAACAGAAGUCAGAAGUUUGGAUGUAGAGUUCUAGCACAGCCCCUCGGUUCUAGCCCACAACUGAGCUACUCUACUAGCCUAUCCUAUCCUCCUCCUCCAAGGGAAGUUGUAUCCGACAGCCACGUUAGCUUGCUAGCCGUGCCGUCAGCAAUAGACUUCAAAUUAACAACACACGACCUGACAUCGUUUUGAAAGUGUACCAGUACAUUUGCUUUGUAGCGUGAGUCACAAUUGUUCUUGCUUGAGCUUCACCAACACGUCCAUCGGCCCCUGUACGACUAAAGAUGCUCGGCAUUCUCGCCUCCCGUUCCCUGGCUCUGCGGCUGCCAGAUGCAGUGCGCCACCAGUCAGCUGCCUGUUCAGACAUGGCAAAAUUCCGUCAGGUUUUUUCAAGUGCAAAACGGAUUGCCAUAAUCACUGGCGCUGGAGUGUCUGCAGAAAGUGGAAUCCCAACGUUCAGGGGACCGGGUGGCCUGUGGCGAACAUGGAAGGCACAGGACCUGGCAAGACCGGAAGCCUUUUCGAGGAAUCCAUCCAGAGUGUGGGAGUUCUACCACCACCGGAGGGAGGUAACACUGAAGAGCAAGCCCAACGCAGCACACUACGCCAUCGCUGAGUGUGAGGCACGACUCAGAAAGCAGGGCCGUUCCGUAGUGGUCAUCACCCAGAAUGUCGAUGAGCUUCACCAACAGGCUGGCUCCAAGCAUGUCUUGGAGAUCCAUGGUAAUUUGUUCAAGACCCGUUGUAUUAGCUGCGGCAGUGUUAAACCCAACCAUCACAGCCCUAUCUGUCCAUCACUGCUAGGCAAAGGCUCUCCUGACCCAGAAAGCAGUGAUGCCCAGAUUGAUGCCAGUGACCUGCCAAGGUGUGAGGAGCAGGAAUGUAACGGUCUGCUGCGUCCCGAUGUGAUCUGGUUUGGCGAGGUCCUGGACUCCAAUGUCCUGACACAGGUGGAGAAGGAGCUGGACAUGUGUGACUUGUGUCUGGUGGUGGGCACAUCCUCCAUCGUGUUCCCGGCAGCCAUGUUUGGCCCCCAGGUGGCAUCGCGAGGCAUUCCUGUGGUCGAGUUCAACACCAGCACCACCCCCAAAACUACCUACUUCAUGCAUCACAUCUCUGGACCGUGCGGCACAACGCUGCCUGUUGCCCUGGCACGCCACGAAUCCGAGGUCAUCUAAGAGGUCGCGUACCUGACAGCAGAGAACUUGCACCCCUUUGCCUAACUAAAGGUGCACAAACACACCCUACCUGCUUCUGGAAGCUUCUUUUCACUGCCUUAAAUACUUGGAGCACUUGUUGAUGGACAGAGGAUCUGCAUAACUGGAGAGGUCUUUUUGUGUUGAGAAUAAGUAAAAUACAUUUUACACUAGAAUAGGAUGUGGGUUUUAACAUUUUGUAGUGUUAAUAAUUGUAGUGUUACAGAGCGUUAUUUAUUUUUAUAGGGUGAGUGAGGGAAUCCCAGAGGGGUUUGCUGAUGGGCUAUUGCUGUUGUCACACACAGCUGAAUUUUGUUUUUUUUAACCUGCAGGUUCUGGAACACGUUAGGUACUAUGUAAAUCUAGUGUUCCUCUUGCACAUGGGACUCAAUUUAGGUACUAUCUACAUCUGGUGUUUUUCUCGUAAAUAGCUUAAGCUUGGUCUCAUAAAUAUAUAUGUAUGUUUUAUUGUUAGUGCAGCGCUGCGCGAAACUGCAUAUCACAGAUUGUUCAUAGGAUAUUCACAGUAGUGCCUUUAAAUUUCUGCUACAGCCAUAAACAAGUCGCCGAUCCUUACCCUUUAACACAGGUGUGCUUUAUGAGAUUGUAAUGGCAUGCUUAAUUUACAUCCUGAAAGUUGAGACAUCAGUGUUGAGGUGACCAAAGAGAUGCUGUACUUUUUUGUUUGGGACGUGUCAGGCAUGGCAGCUUUCAUUGCCACUGAAGGGCAACUUACAUUUACAAAACAGUCUGAGUCGUUUACAGCUUAUGCCUUACUCCUCACUUGGCUGGCCAAACACUGUCUGUAGCACUUUCUGAAGGUUAGAUCAGUCGAGUAAUUGUACUAUGUGUAUGUAAUGUAAAUGAAUGUGUAUGGAUUUACAGGGAAUGUUCAGGACCACAAACCAAAACAUUAUAGGACAUUGAAAAGGGGGAAAAGACGUUCAUUCAGGAUCAUACUGUUACAUUCCAAAUCUGAUGUACAAGGUUCUCAUCAUCUUUAUUUUGCUGGAUUGACCAAGUGCUCACAAAGUGCCUUUUUUAAUCAUUGAAUCAUUCCAUGUACUCAUCUGUGUUUUCUUGAACCAAGGCAAACUUCCAUUACAAAGACUACCGCAUAAACAGUCAUACACAUUCACUUAAGACACAAGACUGUACACACAUGUGCAACAUAGUAGUAUUGUCUGGACAUGUCAAGUGUAUUUGCACCACUGAUUGAAAAGGGGAAAAAAGUCAUAUUUAUCUUGAAUAAAGAUUUAAUAGAUUUA